This is a messenger RNA of Candida albicans SC5314, 1812 nucleotides long. RefSeq lists its product as uncharacterized. Gene Ontology annotation, cellular component: mitochondrial inner membrane. Bases 1 to 1812 code for a protein of 603 amino acids. Gene Ontology annotation, biological process: mitochondrion organization; lipid homeostasis. The transcript has a single exon. The record is from RefSeq and is a predicted model, not a curated record. Lineage: Eukaryota; Fungi; Ascomycota; Pichiomycetes; Serinales; Debaryomycetaceae.
AUGAUAAGAUUAGUUAGACUAGGGCCAGGGUCUAGUAUAUUGAGAAGACAAAUAGGUUAUAUACCAAAUAGGGGUUUUCCCAUAUUCAGAAAUGUUAAGCCACCUCUAGAAUCCCGAAUUCCGACUGUUUCCUAUAAAUCGAACAAACUUUACUCCACAUCAACAGUAAGCAGCACAAUAAACUCGUCAGCGAAGAAGACAAAAUCAUCAUCAUCAUCAUCAUCAUCUCGAUAUGGUAAAUUUUUUAAGUUUGGUUUAGCUAUUGGGUUAGGGACAACUAUUUUGUAUUACACAAAUGAUUCAUUCAAACAUAUAGUUUUAACUAUUGAUAGAGUCAACACUGUAACUGUUGCUAUGAUCCGUUGUUUUGCCUUAUAUAAAGAAACAUUAGGUGAAACUUAUGAUAGUGAUAUUGAUCGUCAUAAAGCAUUAUCGAAAACACACAAAAAAGCUGCAGAAAUUACCUUGAAAGCAUUAGAGAAAAAUGGUGGAAUAUACAUUAAAUUAGGUCAACAUAUUACAGCUUUAACUUAUCUUUUGCCACCAGAAUGGACAAAUACCAUGCUUCCGUUGCAAGAUAAAUGUCCACAGUCGUCACUAGAAGAAAUUGAAAAGUUAUUUGAAAAUGAUUUAGGUAAGAAAAUGUCAGAUCUUUUCAUUGAAUUUGAUCCAAACCCCGUUGGAGUGGCAUCUUUAGCACAAGUUCAUAUAGCAACUUUGAAAAAUGGAGAGAAAGUGGCAGUCAAAAUCCAGCAUCCAUCAUUAAAGGAGUUUGUCCCCUUGGAUGUUGCACUCACAAAAAUGGUGUUUGAUUUAAUGUAUAAAGUGUUCCCUGAAUAUCCAUUGACUUGGCUUGGUGAUGAAAUGCAAAAUUCCAUUUAUAUUGAAUUGGAUUUUACAAAGGAAGCAGAAAAUGCUCAACAAACAGCAGAAUAUUUCAAAAAUUAUCAACGUGAGACUGCAUUACGUAUUCCAAAAAUAGUCGAAGCCCAAUCUAGAAUUUUGGUUAUGGAAUAUGUUUCUGGUGAAAGGUUGGAUAAUUUGAAAUAUAUGGAACAAAAUAACAUUGAUCCAUCUGAAGUUUCAUCUUGUUUGUCUCAUAUUUUCAAUAAUAUGAUUUUUACCCCUGGUGUUGCCUUGCAUUGUGAUCCUCAUGGUGGUAAUUUAGCUAUUAGAAGUGUCCCUAAAUCAAAACACAACAAGAGUGGACAUAAUUUUGAAAUAAUUUUGUAUGAUCAUGGACUUUACAGAACGAUUCCUCUUCAAAUGAAACGUGAUUAUAGUCAUUUCUGGUUAGCUGUUUUGGAUAAUGAUGUUCCUAAUAUGAAGAAAUAUGCUAUGAAAAUUGCCAAUAUUGGCGAUGAUGACCAAAAAUUCAGAAUUUUCAUGAGUGCAAUUACCGGAAGAGCACCAGAGGAAGCUUUGAAUUAUGAUAUAUCUAGUCGUAGAUCCAAUGAAGAAAUUCAAAAAAUUCAAGGGCAGAUAAAUAAUGAUAACAGGGUUUUGGAAGAUUUGAUGGAUAUUUUGAGUAACAUGCCGAGAAUGGUAUUAUUGAUAUUAAAGACUAAUGAUUUAACGAGGAAUUUAGAUGAAAACCUAGAGAGUUCUUUAGGACCCGAAAGAACUUUUUUGAUCAUGGCAAAUUAUUGUGCAAAAUGUGUUUAUGAUGAGCUGAAAGAAGAAAUAAACCAGAAAUAUCGUGGUUGGAGUUGGUUGACACAUUCUAUUUCAAACUGGUGGUAUUAUCAAAAGAGAUUGAGUACGUUAUAUCUCUACGAUUUUGUGUUGAUGAUCAGAAGACUUACAUUUUAG